UCCGCGCUUUGCAACACUGCAGCGCAUUUCAUAAUAAUAAAUUAAAGAAAAACAAGUUUUUAAAACACCUGCAUAGUUUAGCUAUAAAAUGAAUUAAGCCCUAAAAAUAUGAUUGUGAAAAACAUUUGUAAACUGAGCCAAGUAAUGGGCAGGCUCCGGCUUGUCCCAAAUCCCAGGGAAUUCUGUCACUCGGCGCCUCUGAAGCGAACCACCCAACGGUCGGGAUUUGGAUCAGGAUCACGAUCGCUGUGCCGCUAUUCUGCAGAUAGCCAGGUGUCCUUGAUAGCUCCACCUGCUCCAAGUUCUUCAGGCGGAAUGAUCUGGGCCUUCUCAGCUGCCUUUACGUUCAAUCUCUUUGGAGGCGGCGACGAAAAGGAGGAGACUCCGGAGGACAAGCUAGUGAAGACCAUAAAGCGAUCGAUCCUCUGCAUCCAGAGGGAACAGUACGAUAAGGCCGAGCAGAUGCUCCACCUGGCCCUGCGAAUGGCCCAGGAUAUUCAAAACAAGGACGGCAUCACGUAUGUGUUUGAUCUGAUGGCCAAUUUGGCCAUGGAGCGGGAGCAGUUUAAGAAGGCGGAAAAGAUCUUCACGGACGUGAUGAAGCGCCUCUUUGCCGAUGGCCACACCGAAGAAAGUCCCAAGAUACUCCACAUCAGCUCCAAGAUAGCGCACAUGUCCCAGCUGCAGGGUGACCUGGAGAAGAGUUUCCAGGGUUUCACCUGGACGCUGAAACAGUUGGCCAAACUCCUGGAGAAAAUGCCCGACGACAAGGACGUCCUGGAGCUUUAUGGCCUGACAAAGAAUUGGUUUGGCCAGCUGCUGAUGAAGCAGGGCAAGUACCUGGAGGCCAAGAACCUCUUCAAGGAGGCCUUCGACACGCUAAUCGAUGUUUACGGUGCUGUCAACGACGCCUCUGUGACCAUCCUGAACAACAUUAGCGUGGCGUAUGUGAACCUGGAAAAGUACACCGAAGCAAAGGAGACCCUUAUGCAGGCGGUGGAACUGACCAAAGAGUUGAAGGACGCCACCCAGGAGGGCAUCCUGCAGGCCAAUCUCGGUCUGGUGUGUCUGCGCGAAGGUCUGAUGAAACAGGCGGAGGAAGCCUGCAAAUUGGCGUGGAAGUUGGGCAAGCAGCACCAGAAUCCCGAUGCCGUCGAGCAGGCCGAGUAUUGCCUCAACGAGAUCAAAACCACACUGAAUGGGGAAAAGCGGCAGUGAGGUUUUCUUUUUACAAUGUAUUUUUGACUAUUUAUAAAAAUUUCAUUUCAAAGUAAAGCGCAAAUUUUGAAGGCUUUAAAACUCUUAAA
Molecule: messenger RNA, 1307 nt
Organism: Drosophila elegans
Lineage: Eukaryota; Metazoa; Arthropoda; Insecta; Diptera; Drosophilidae
Gene: Ttc19
Product: tetratricopeptide repeat protein 19 homolog, mitochondrial
Exons: 4
Coding region: 109-1218 (369 amino acids)
Biological process (GO): mitochondrial respiratory chain complex III assembly
Cellular component (GO): mitochondrial inner membrane
Molecular function (GO): protein binding
Source: RefSeq, a predicted model, not a curated record